CCCCACCACCACCACCACCACCUCCACCUCCUCCUCCUACCCCUCCACCAACACCACCACCACCACCGACGACGUCAGUGUGUUUGUGCUCGUCUGGGGAAGAUGGCGGAGGCUGCGGCUGUUCCCCCGCAUCGGUUUUUCUGUCACUGUUGUAAGGGGGAAGUAAACCCCAAACUCCCGGAGUAUAUCUGUCCAAGAUGUGAUUCAGGUUUCAUAGAGGAAGUAACAGAAGACUCCAGUCUCCUAGAGGGUGGCUCUAACGGGAUAGAUGACACAGCCACACAGUUUGCAGAGCUAUGGCACCUCUUGUUACUGGAGCGGCCUUUCACAACAGACCAUGACACGGCCGACUCAGAACCUCGGCUCCCUCGAGCACGCCUGGGAGGUUUCGGUGAUCUGGGGGGCUUGGGAGGAGGACCAAUCGGGGGGUCUGUCCCAGCGGGCCUCGGAGGACCAAUGGGGGGCCUACUAGGAGCGGGGGAUCAUUGGGGACCUGGACGUCCGCCUCGUCUGCACAAUCAGAGGAGAUACCGGUCUAGAGGCACCAGUAGACCAGAUCGCUCACCCGCUGUGGAGGGGAUUGUACAGCAGUUUCUUGCCGGUCUCUUUGCCAACUCUGGAGUCCCCGGCUCACCUCCCCUGUCGUGGACAGGGAUGCUGCACUCUAACCCAGGGGAUUACGCGUGGGGGCAGGGAGGGUUAGACGCUGUGAUAACACAGUUACUAGGUCAGCUGGAGAACACAGGACCUCCUCCAGCAGAGAAAGAGAAGAUCUCUUCUCUUCCAACGGUCAAUAUCUCUCAGGAACAAGCAGACUGCUGUAUGGAAUGUCCAGUGUGCAAAGAGGACUUCGCAGUCGGAGAGCCAGUCAGACAGUUACCCUGUAACCACUUCUUUCAUUCAGACUGUAUAGUACCAUGGCUGGAAAUGCAUGACACAUGUCCAGUGUGUAGGAAGAGUUUGAACGGAGAAGACAGCAGCAGCCAGCCCUCGUCAGAGUCCCCCUCCCUCUCUAUGGACCCCCGCACACAGGAGAGAUGGUCCUUCUGAGACACCCACCUGUCUCGUCCCUCGGCUCCCUUCGCCUACAUCCAGCACCGCACUGGGAAGACAAAACGCUUCUCACUCUGCUCAUCUCUUUUGCAGUCAUAACCAUCUCAGUCUGACUUUUUGUAUUUUUGUUUUAAUGCCUUUAUCCUCAACCGUGCAACCAUACAAACGUCUUAAUCCUUUUCUUUUCUUUUUUUACCUAAUAACAAACCAGCCUAGACUGAUGCUCAUCCGUUGUUUUCUCUACUUCCACCCCCAGGCAAACUCUUUGUACAUCUUUCUUUAAAUGCACUGCUGUAAAACACUAUGGUGGAGAAAUGCCACACUUAACUCAUCCUAAGAUUUGCUAAAUCCUGCAACUGAGCCCCGUUAGGAUGACUGUAGGGGAUACUUUCACUCUUGGCAUUGACAGAAGCGGGACGUGGCAUGAACACCUCUACCCCUGGAAUAAAUGGUCUGAUUAUGAAGGGUGUUCUUUUUCUGUACAGAUUGUGUCAGGAAGGUGUUGAUUGAAUUCUGUUGAUAUAUUAUGGUAGUGUUUUAUUGGACUGCAUUGUAAAGGUGUUCAUGUUGGUGUGUCCGCGCUCUGUAGUGUAUUCCAAAUAAAGAACGGAGUAUUUUAUAGGAAUCAUGGUGAGUCACUGCUGUUUAAAGGCCACAAACAUCCGUUCGAACUUUAAGAGGAAAGGAUGCAAUUCCUUCCACCUUCCAGGACUUUUCUAAAUCUGGAAAAUAAAAGUUCUGCCAGUAAGGGAAUUAAACUAAAAUCUUCGGAGCUCUGCCCCCUUAUCUGAUGCAAUAGAUUUCGACAUACUCCUCCUGGUGUAUAUAUUAUCAACAGAUGGCAUCUGUCAUUUUAUUCCUGUUUAUGGCUGUCUCUGUUUCACAUUUUUAUCACUUUUUUGAUGUAAAUAAUUUUAGUCCAACAACUUAAGGUUUGCAAAGAAAAAAAAAAUGAGAAUGGAAAUGCAAAUGUGAAAUACCUGGUUAUCAAACUGUAUAUUAUAUAUAUGAAAAAAAUGUCUAUGAUGUAUUAAUAAAUUGACCAAAAAACA
This is a messenger RNA of Mugil cephalus (flathead mullet), 2105 nucleotides long. It is a transcript of the gene rnf115a, whose product is annotated as ring finger protein 115a. Bases 103 to 1050 code for a protein of 315 amino acids. Gene Ontology annotation, molecular function: ubiquitin protein ligase activity. The record is from RefSeq and is a predicted model, not a curated record. The transcript has 9 exons. Lineage: Eukaryota; Metazoa; Chordata; Actinopteri; Mugiliformes; Mugilidae. Gene Ontology annotation, biological process: ubiquitin-dependent protein catabolic process; positive regulation of DNA-templated transcription; protein ubiquitination. Gene Ontology annotation, cellular component: nucleoplasm; cytoplasm.